This is a messenger RNA of Stylonychia lemnae, 1914 nucleotides long. The record is from the annotation of a GenBank genome assembly. Lineage: Eukaryota; Ciliophora; Spirotrichea; Sporadotrichida; Oxytrichidae.
AUGAAUGAACCUACCAAGUCUCUUGUAUCAGAUAAAGGAAAAGAUUAAAAAAUGAUGAUUAUUGAAGACUUCGAUUAAUUUCCAAUUUACUAAGGUUUAAAUGAUAAGCGUAAUUCCCACAGUAGACCAACCAAUAAUUAGAACUUCAUAAAAAUAAAUGAAAACAGCAAUACAUAAUCAGAAAGAAAUGAUUCAUUGAAGCAGUAUCAACAGUAUCAAAUACAAUAGCAAGAUAUUUAUAUAGGAAAUUAUCAAUAAGACUACAACUUUUCCCCUGAUCUAAAACAAAAAUAUAGCAGUAUUGAGACAGAUGAAUAGAAUCAAAUCAAUUUUGAGCAUCUAUAGAUGCAUUAGAUACAUCCUGAGCUUAAUCCUAAUGACAUUCAGUAAUACAUUAACGCUGAGCAUCAUUAAAUGACAAAUUCUGUGAGAGAUCAUUAACCUAAUUUGAAAGCAUUAGAUAACAUAGAACAAGCUUAAUAUUUGAAUAAUUAGGUUACAGGAAAUACUAUAAUAAAUAUAAAUUCAGAUAGUGAUCCAAAAAUAAAAAGACCACAAACUGCUAUUCAACCUUAUAAAAGGAGGGCUUUGAAAUCAAGAUAGCUUUUAAGUCGAUAGGGGAUUUCAAGCAAAAAGACUUUCAAAGAUGAUGGUAAUGGGAUUAGUAGUAAUAAUCCACGAUCACUUCAAAAGCAUUCAAGCAUUGACCAAUGCUUUCCAACUAAUUUAAAUAGAGUUGCUUUUGGUACAGUUUAAAAAGCAUUUGUAAAGCCUUUAGCUUUCAAAUAUGGAGCUUAGUUUAAAAAUAAGUCUGAGGAGGCGAGGUAUCACAAAAUAUCCUCUUAAAUUUUGAAACUAAGACAUUUACUAAUCAAUGAUCCACCUUCUUCACAUGAGUAUAUAUUCAAGUUCUUGAAGUAAUUUUUUUCUUUGGAAUAAAUCAGUAGCUUCACUGAUGAUGGAUUAAGAAACUUUAUUUAAGCUAUUAUUGAAGUUAGAAUACUUGAUCCCAAUAUGAAAGUAGAAAACUUCAUCAAAUAGAGUAUGAAGGGAUAAAAAUUACUAACUUAGCCUAGCUAAUAAUAGGAUAAUGAAGAGGAUAUUGAAUAAAGUAAAUCUGUAUUGAUUACAUAGAACAGAUAUGGGUCUGUAGGAAAAUUUGAGAAGGGUAACUUUAUAACACACAGGAAUAGAUUGAAUAGCAAUACAGCUGUUAAGAUAAGUUCUAAUAAGCUUGAAAUUUCCUCAUCUAGUCCAAUCAUGAACAAUACAGAUGUCAUUUAAUCAAGGACUCUACUAAAUAAUAUUCAAUAUCAAAAGAAUUCACAGUCUCCUUCUGUACCAAGAUUUAAUAUUUCUGACAACAAAUCAGUUAUAACAAAGAGUACCAAGCAGAAUAACUAGUCAAGGACAACUGGAUUUUCAAGAAAUCUUGAGGUAUAACAUUCAUCAGCUUCCCCAGUGAAAUACAUAAUGUAUAGUCCUCUAUCUGGAAAACCAGAACCUUUUGUUAAAAAUAUCAAAAUUCCAAAACUUGGACCAGUAAGCUUAAACAGAUAGUAGUAGGAUGGAAGCUCUCCAAAUCCUAAAAAGAUGAUUUACAACUACAUUAAUCAGCAAGAAAUCAGAAUAGCCUAUGAGAUUUAACCACCCAGUUGCAAGGAGCCGAGGAAAGAAUGCUAACUUAGUUUGCUUAGUGAAAUUGAGGGUUACAAUCCAUCAAGUUUAACAUUACUAUAGCAUGAACGUUUGGAAAAAUCCAUUUCCACAAUAAACUACUACAAAGGUUUCGCUUAUUAAAAUUAGGCUUAGAAUCCAGAGUCAAGUUCUGAGUAAAAUAAUGAGCAGCAGCAGAAGGAAUGGUCAAAUUUUAUCAUAAAUAAUGAAUAGUAAUAGAUUUACAAUCAAAACUGA